CAUUUGUUCAGUUUCCCACCGAAAUACGUCAAUGGCUCAUUGAGUGAAAAAGAUUCGCGUGUGUAGGAAAGUUCGGUGUGAAAAAUCUAAGGAAAAAGUCUUGUUUUUACUCAAAUAACACUCCACGACACUAUCACUAUCAUCAACUUGCAAAAAAGUCGCUAAUCUUUUAAUUUUGGCGGUUUUUCCGCGGUUAAUUCCAAUCUCGAAAUUUGGCAGCUUUACCACGCGAAAAGAAGUGUUUUAUUAAAUAUUUAAAUAUAUUUUUUGGAAUUAUUGCUGUGCAAAAUAUUUUCUAAAACAUCUUGGUGCUAUUUUGUAUGAAUUUUUGGUGUGAAAGAUGAGCGAUAAGAAGAAACAACCCGGAUACCUGAAGUAUCUCUUUGGCGGUCUCUCUGGAAUGGGCGCCACUUUAGUGGUUCAACCUCUGGAUUUGGUGAAAACCCGAAUGCAGAUCCAGGGUGAAGGAGGGGCUGCCCGAGAGUAUAAGAACACCUUUGACGCUUUCACGGGCAUUCUCCGCAAAGAAGGUGCCACCGGCCUAUACAAGGGUAUUGGAGCUGGUCUCCUGCGACAAGCGACCUACACCACAACACGUCUUGGCGUCUACACUGCCCUCAAUGAGACGUACAGACAGAGUCAGGGGAAGGCGCCCGGACUCCUAGCAUCCAUGGGAAUGGGAAUGAUAGCCGGAGCUACAGGGGCUUUUGUGGGAACACCAGCUGAAGUAUCCCUAAUCAGGAUGACAGCCGAUGGACGACUACCGCUAGCUGAACGAAGAAACUACACGAGCGUCGUUAAUGCCUUGUCCAGGAUAGCUAAGGAAGAGGGUAUCCUGAUGCUGUGGAGAGGCUGUAUUCCCACCAUGGGUAGAGCUAUGGUGGUCAAUAUGGCACAAUUGGCAUCCUAUUCGCAGGCUAAACAGUACCUUCUGGCCUCUGGAAAGUUUUCCGAAGGCAUUCAGAUGCACUUUGUGGCGAGUAUGAUUUCAGGACUCAUCACAACUGCCGCAUCAAUGCCGGUGGACAUUGCAAAAACUCGUAUUCAGAAUAUGAAGGUAGUAGAUGGAAAACCCGAAUACAAAGGGGCCAUUGAUGUCCUUAUCAAAGUGAUCCGGAAUGAGGGCUUCUUCGCCCUGUGGAAGGGUUUCACGCCCUACUAUGCUCGUCUAGGUCCCCAUACGGUACUAACAUUUAUUUUGCUCGAACAGAUGAAUUCAGCCUUUAAUCGGUAUGUUAUGGGCGGUACUGGGGGAUCGUCGGGCAUCUAAAAACAACCAAACGCACAUUUAAGAUCAAAGUUUACACCCCGUGGCAUUUUUUUCUCUGCAAAACCAUUUAAAUAAAGUUUAUUUUUAUACAGUUCCCCUUCUGUUUUUAUUUUGAUGCCUCUAGCUAAACAAAAACGAAACGAUUAAAUGGGGAUUACAAUCUAAAUCUUAACUGGUAAAUCCCCAAGACCAGAUACCUCAACGAACAUUCGCACGAGAUAACCGUAAAAGUAUAUCAAAAGAUAAGCCAUGUAAAAAGAAAAUUCCUUCAGACAAUAGCAAAGAUUGAUAUCUUUGACAAAUUUUGUUAUAGAGUCUUUUUUUUUGUAAAUGUGAGUAAAUAAAAGAAGAUUUUAAAGAA
Messenger RNA from Phlebotomus papatasi, 1631 nucleotides. RefSeq names its product mitochondrial 2-oxoglutarate/malate carrier protein. Gene Ontology annotation, molecular function: oxaloacetate transmembrane transporter activity; sulfate transmembrane transporter activity; antiporter activity. The record is from RefSeq and is a predicted model, not a curated record. The transcript is spliced from 3 exons. NCBI's taxonomy places the organism in Eukaryota, Metazoa, Arthropoda, Insecta, Diptera, Psychodidae. Gene Ontology annotation, biological process: malate transmembrane transport; thiosulfate transport; phosphate ion transmembrane transport. The coding region runs from base 341 to 1270 and encodes 309 amino acids.